Messenger RNA from Pocillopora meandrina, 3744 nucleotides. NCBI's taxonomy places the organism in Eukaryota, Metazoa, Cnidaria, Anthozoa, Scleractinia, Pocilloporidae. The record is from the annotation of a GenBank genome assembly.
AUGGCGUCGGCAAAUGAAUUUAUUGUAGCUCUGUCAAUGGUUUGCUUCUGUAAAACUGUUCAUGCUACGCCAAAUGCAACAAUCUUCGAGUCAUCGAGCCUACCAUAUGAUCCUCGAUUGAACCCGAGUGUUGGUAAUGGAUAUUUGGCCACUGCAGUUUACAGCGACACGGUUUAUGUCUCUGGGAUCUUCAACGGGCGUGGGACAGAAACUCCGAGUCACAGGGCGAGAAUUCCUUCCACGUCGGCGAUCGUCGUACGAACCAAUCUCUCCUCUAAUGCCACUGAAGAGCUCUUCAGCCUUAAUGUGGCACAAGGGGUGUUCUAUCACAGGCUUCACGUGGAUAACUUUACCCUAGAACAGCGAAUGUAUGCUCAUCGGGUUCACCAGCAUUUGCUUGUCACGGAGAUAGCCUUUCAAAACAACAUGCACGACACAGUAAGUUUGUUUAUGACCAAUGUUUACGGACCGCCGAGCGUUGAUAUUGAUUUCAAAAGAGAUGAUUUUCCACGUAAAUCUCUGGAUGACCUUAAGAUCAAUUCCAUGUCUGGGUACAUUAAGAUAACAGAGGAGCCGACCAGUCCGAAGGAGGGGGUCGCUGUUGUCUGGGGGGAUAUACCCCCUCGUUUAGACAUUCGUCCUUCCUCGGAGAUCCAAACCUUUUACUUUAUCACGGCAAUAGCGACUAGUUUAGACGCUAAGGAUUUCUUGACGAGCGCGCAUCAAGCUUAUAAAGAUGCUAUGGAACAACCGGAAAAGCUCCUUGAGAGUCACAUUGAGGCUUGGAAAGAACUUUGGGACGCGGGCCGAAUUGAUUUGGAGGGCAAUCUUACAUUGGCUCAGACAGUUUCCGGGAGUCUUUAUUACACACUCAGGUAACUUGACACUACAUCCUGUUUUUUUGUUUACCAUUGUUUUCGAGGCUAAAAGGCUUAAAUGUAAUCCUUACUAAUUUAAUUAAAGCGAUUUGUUUUCAAUAGUGCUCGUUUAAGUGUUAGACUGCAUUUAGAAAUUUCACUUAACUGUUUUCCACCACGGUUUUAGCUCUUGAUAAAAGUUUUUGGCUUUUUACGAAUUUGUUCAAUUUGAGUUCAUUCAAUGGAAGAUCAAAUCAAAACCCAAUGGACAUAAACCUUUCACUCUACGACUCCCAGAGGUGAAUGACGUAUAACUUCUCGAUCCUAACAAUAUUAAUACGAUAUAUAGCAAAAACGUGAUUCAAGCCGACAAGCCUUUCAGGCCGUCAUCUUGAUGAAACACAAACUUCUCCUAAAUCUUUUACAAGGAAAUGUGUAGCUGCUAGCAGAGAGAAUUACCAAUGCAAUCUCGAGAAUUGAGGAUUUCCAAUUAACGUUAGCGAUAAUUAAGUACGUAAGCCACUCCAGUUAUUGAACCCGUACAUGUAGGCUUUCCUCACGAAAACACGUUUUCUCGUGUUUAGUUCCUCCGAUUGUUAAUCCCCUUACCCCUAAGGGUGACAAACAUCGAAUUGCUCCUCACAUCGUCACCCAGCAUCAAGGUUACGAGUAAAUGAUUACCAAGAACCUUAGGAAUGUGAAGAGAACAGUAUGGAGAAUUUACAUACUGAUGUUAAAGUGUGGAGGGUAAGAAGCUCCUCCGUGCUUAAUUAUUGAGGCCAUAAAAGGAAGCAAGGGGGGGGGGGGGAGGGAAGGGCGAGGGUGCCUGGAGGGAAAAAUGACAUCUGCGACAACGAUUGCAGCAAGGGAGCUAUUUCCAAAACAAAAUAAAUGAAAUUACAAGACAGACUACACUUACGGUUGCGUGUGAUAUUAGACGUGUCUGCGUUCCAGUUUUUCUAAGUCUACCGACAUCGAUCUAAUUAGUUUGGUUUUUUUUUCAGAAACCUUAAGAACAUUAUACUAAUCCCUUAAGCCAAUAAUUGAACUUACUGGAAAGGGGAGGGUCAUUUUCUCGUUAAGCGAAACUAAAAUUUCCGUUUGAUUAAUGGAUAAAAUAAAGAGCCUUGAUAAAGAGUUACGUAAUAUUUGGUCCAAAACUUGAAUAACGUUACAACGUUAUUUCUUGAGAGGAGUGAGUUUUAAAAUUCUGAUCAGCAAUCAAUUUUUGUUUUCGUCUUCCAGCUCCCUUCGCUCCUCGAGGAUUUUCGGUCUGAGUCCCGGAGGCCUGGCGACUGAUGGAUAUAAUGGUCACGUGUUCUGGGAUCAGGAGACGUGGAUGUUUCCCCCGCUUCUCCUUCUACACCAAGAUUUGGCGCGAACGUGUCUCGCUUACAGGUUUGAGCGGCUCCAAGCAGCUGAAGAAAAGGCUAAGAAAUAUGGAUUCCGAGGUAGUUAUCGAGAAAUGAUUUCGUGUAAGGUACACCAAUUACGAAGAAAGCAGUUGAAGAUUUUGCAGAUCCCAGAUGCAUGGGGAGCGAAUAUAGCAUAAAGGUCUACGUUUUAUGAUGCAGACGUGAAUCGGCUCCAUAAAUUAUUGAAAUAAAACUUUUAUUUAAGCGCAGAUCUCGUGGCAUUUGUCACGCAAUCAAACGUGGAAUCUUUGGGACAGCAGCUCAAUUUAUCCAUUUUUGUUAUCAAAAAAGGAGUUGAUGAUUUGAGCCUUGACGAGCUUCUUGUUUCAGUAUAACUCGUGGGCACGUGUACCUAUUAGCGUUUAAUUCUGAUUUUUUUAAAAUUUUUCCGUAAAGGAGCAAUGUUUCCAUGGGAAAGUGCUGUGACUGGUUCAGAAGUGUGCCCCGGGGAGAUUUACUCCGAUUACGAGCAGCAUAUCACAGGCGAUAUUGCAUUCGCAGUCAGGCAGCUGUGGAUGGCAUCAGGAGACCAACAAUGGCUCCGGAGCCAGGCCUUUCCCCUUAUUCGAGCCACUGCGGAAUUCUGGGCGAGUCGCGCGAUCUACAACGACUCCAAAAGAGGUUACGUCAUUUACAACGUUAUGCCACCGGACGAAGAUGCUGAAGUCGUGAAUAACUCGGCCUACACUAACAUGAUAGCGAAACUAAAUCUAGAAUUCGCCCACGAGGUCCUUCCGAAUGCCUCCGAAAAUUGGAAAACCAUAGCACAGAACAUGUACAUACCGUUUGAUUCCACAAACGACUAUCACCCCGAGUACGAUGGGUACCAAGGGAUCGAGGUUAAACAAGCCGACGUUAUCCUACUCGGAUAUCCACUAAUGGUAAACAUGAGCUCGCAGUUACGACGAAAUGAUCUGAGUUUCUACGAGCCCAGGACGAAUCCGCGGGGGCCCGCCAUGACUAAAUCUAUGUUCGCCAUUAACUGGUUAGAUAUCGGUGAAAAUUCUCGAGCAGAGAAGUCUUUCAAUGCUAGUUACGUAAACGCAAAGAUUCCCUUCAUGGUUUGGACCGAGAGUGCGGACGGUGGGGGUGCUGUGAACUUCAUCACAGGAGCCGGCGGAUUUCUUCAAUCCAUUCUGUCUGGUUAUGGCGGACUGCGUCUGCGCGAUGGAAGACAACUUCAAUUCAACCCCAAGCUUCCACCCGGGAGCACUGGAUUAAAGUUUGUGGGUAUCGAUUACCAUGGAAACAGCAUAGACUUCGUGAUUUCCGCAUCGCUUUCGCAGAUUGUUGUUACGUCACGCCAACAAUCAGCCCCAGUUCUCCAGGUGACAGUUCUCAGCUCAAAGGAGAAGUACCGUUUAGAGAUUGGGGAGAAAAUUGAAGUGCCUAAUGAACCACUUAUAAUAAGCCCUCUCCAAGCUAACAAAAUAACUGAAAUAAAACUUUUCGUGGAGACGGUAUUAACUUAA